Molecule: messenger RNA, 993 nt
Organism: Malaya genurostris
Lineage: Eukaryota; Metazoa; Arthropoda; Insecta; Diptera; Culicidae
Gene: Rrp42
Product: exosome complex component RRP42
Exons: 2
Coding region: 71-970 (299 amino acids)
Biological process (GO): U4 snRNA 3'-end processing; nuclear polyadenylation-dependent mRNA catabolic process; TRAMP-dependent tRNA surveillance pathway
Cellular component (GO): cytoplasmic exosome (RNase complex); nuclear exosome (RNase complex)
Source: RefSeq, a predicted model, not a curated record
AGAUAUUUGAAAUUUUUACCUGGCAUCUCUGUUCAUCAGUGAUGUUCCAUUGUUUAUAAAAUCGAGUCAAAUGGCUAAUGUUUUAUUAAGUGAAGCAGAAAAAACAUUCAUACUACAUGGCAUUCAGAAGGACUAUAGGAACGAUGGUCGAACAAAUCGCGACUAUCGACCUAUGGAGCUUGAAACUGACAUCGUUGUUCAUGCAAUGGGAUCGGCUCGACUUCGACUUGCCAAUACGGACAUUUUGGUUGCUGUGAAGGCGGAUAUCGACGCUCCUAGUAUCGAUCGUCCGAACGAGGGUAAAAUUGAAUUCUUCGUAGAUUGUUCCGCGAAUGCUACACCUGACUUUGAAGGUCGCGGAGGAGAAGAGUUAGCUACCGAAAUUUCCAACACUUUGGCAAAAGCUUACCUUUCAAGACAAGUAUUCGAUCUCAGGCCUUUGUGCAUACUGGCCAAGCAUCAAUGCUGGAAAUUGUACGUCGAUAUAUUGAUCUUAGAAUGUGGUGGUAAUUUGUUUGAUGCUGUAUCUCUGGCAGUAAAAGCUGCAUUAUUCAAUACCAAAUUGCCACGGGUAUCAUCAGCCGAACUGGAUGGUGGUUCUCUCGAUAUCAUGCUUUCUGAUGAUCCAUACGAUUGCGAAAGGUUGAAUAUUCGGCGUGCUCCGUUGUUAGUAACGGUUUGCAAAAUUGGAGACCAUUGUGUGGUAGAUCCUUCGGCUGAAGAGGAAGAAUGUAGUGCUAUAAGUGUUGUGAUUGGAGUAUCAUAUCGCAAUGAUGAUCAGGGAUCUGUUACUUCAAUAAGAACUUCUGGAGAAGGGUCAUUUCACGCUGAUACAUUGAACAGGAGCAUAGAGCUUGGUGUUAGUGCAGGCGCUUUUCUUCAUAAGACACUAAUGGCUGUACUGGGAACUGACGAAGAACGAAAUGCUAAACCUCUCGGAGAAAAAGAUAUAUUUGGAUUUAUGAAAUAAAGUUUAUAAUGAAAGCUUCAUAA